Staurois parvus is the source of this 352-nucleotide messenger RNA. NCBI's taxonomy places the organism in Eukaryota, Metazoa, Chordata, Amphibia, Anura, Ranidae. The record is from the annotation of a GenBank genome assembly.
GUCAAAAAAUUUAACACACCAGCAGUGUGAAGAGACCUGAAAGUGGCACAUGGCAGCAGAGUGUGGCGAUGGAGACAGCAGCAAUGGGAGGCCGUACAGGGACCCAUGAGAGACUCUGGACUUGGCAGCAGCAUGAGGAGGCGGGUAGGCGGGGCCCAUGGCAGAUUAGGGGCCUGGCAGCAGCUAUGUGAGGCCCGUAAUCUGCCUGCACCCUAUGUCAAAAAAUUUAACACACCAGCAGUGUGAAGAGACCUGAAAGUGGCACAUGGCAGCAGAGUGUGGCGAUGGAGACAGCAGCAAUGGGAGGCCGUACAGGGACCCAUGAGAGACUCUGGACUUGGCAGCAGCAUGA